Molecule: messenger RNA, 1338 nt
Organism: Lodderomyces orthopsilosis Co 90-125
Lineage: Eukaryota; Fungi; Ascomycota; Pichiomycetes; Serinales; Debaryomycetaceae
Exons: 1
Coding region: 1-1338 (445 amino acids)
Cellular component (GO): cytoplasm
Molecular function (GO): ubiquitin protein ligase activity; zinc ion binding
Source: RefSeq, a predicted model, not a curated record
AUGUCAAACAAAGAAAAAGCAUCGGAUGAUCUGCAGGAAUCACUUACGGCAAUUGAUUACAUAAACCAGCAAGAGAAGCUAGAAAGGGAAGCUAGAAUAUUGAUGCCAUUUGAUCCCAAUGAGUGUACAUACGAAUUAGGAGAAUUGAGACAACAAGUGUAUGCCUGCUUGACAUGUUCUAGAACCAACGACAAUCAACCAAUUGGUGUUUGCUACUCAUGCUCCAUUCAAUGCCACUCCAAACAUGAGUUGGUUGAGCUAUUCACUAAAAGAUCCUUUUUAUGUGAUUGUGGAACUACAAGAAUGGCAAAGACCCCUAAUGGAGCUUGUAACUUGAGAAGAGCAGAUAGGAGUAAUUCAGGGCCACUCUCAAAACCGGGCAGCCGACAACCUAGCCACGUUGACCUCCCAGCGGAAGACAUACCAAGUAAUUCAAAUGUUUAUAACCAAAAUUUCUACGGAAAAUUCUGUAAUUGUAAACAACCGUACGAUCCUGCCAAAGAAACGGGGAACAUGUUUCAGUGUUACUUUGGAUUUGCCUGCGGUGAAGAUUGGUUUCAUGACAGAUGUAUCAUGGGAUUAAAACCCGAAUCACAGUUAACGGAGCAAGAGAACAAUGCUUCAGGGGCGAAUACAGGGCAAACGGGCAAUGAAGAAACUCCUAUGGAAGUAUCGCCGGGUGAUGACGAGUCAGACGAUGAAGAUGAUGUGGAUGCGAUAGGAAGACUACAAUACUUUCCUCGUUUCAAAUCAUUUGAUGAAUACAUUUGUUGGCAAUGCGUUUCCAAAUUUCGUGAAAUUUUCACGCAAUUGGACCAAAAAAUCCCAGGUGUCAUAUUAGAAAAGUUACCCAGAUUUAAUGGCGUUCGGUCUGUACAAGAAUGGAAGAAAUUGAAAAAAAAAGAGGACGAGCCGAAGGCUAAACGGGCAAGGAAGGACGGUGAUGACCACCGCCAUGAAGAGGAUCAAUACUCCAUAUUCCUUGCCAAACAUUUCAAAAAGAAGUUGGCUGAGAAUAUAUCGCGACUUGAUCAUGCAUCCAGUUUGUACCAAUUUCUUCAAAACAACCUGGAACUUUAUGAAAAUGAUCCAAUUCAUAAACCACCCGAGGACCCCUCAGAGGAUGCAUGGUCAAUAGCUACUUCAAACGCAGAUCUUGACGCGAUACAAUCUUUACCUCGUGACCAGGCAAUUGAAGGUAUCCAAGCGUAUAAUGCUAUAAAAGCCAAACUUCGUGAUUUCUUCAAACCUUUUGCCGAACAGGGUAAAGUUGUUACUGAAGAUGAGGUGAAGAGUUUUUUUGGAGAAAUGGUUGCAAAGGAGAAAUCUUCAGACUAG